AUGCCCGCAGUCAAGGGCGAUGGCAUGCGGGGGUUGGCCGUGUUCAUCUCCGACAUCCGCAACUGCAAGAGCAAAGAAGCCGAGCUGAAGCGGAUCAACAAGGAACUCGCCAAUAUCCGCAGCAAAUUUAAAGAAGACCCCUCGAACAAGGCGAGACUGCUCGAGUGUCUCGAGGGUAUCCUCAACAAGGCCCAGGAUGCGCCAAAGUCCAAGAAGGUCCAGCACUCGAACGCGAAAAAUGCGGUGCUUUUUGAGGCUAUCGCUCUGAUCAUCCACAUGGACAGCGAGCCUAACCUGUUGGUCCGCGCCUGCAACCAGCUCGGCGCCUUCCUGACCCACCGCGAAACCAACUUGAGAUACCUCGCCCUCGAAUCGAUGUGUCUACUUGCGACGUCCGAGUUUUCUCAUGAAGCGGUAAAGAAACACCAGGAGACGAUCAUCACGUCGUUGAAAACCGAGCGGGACGUCUCCGUACGCCAGCGGGCCGUCGAUCUGCUGUACGCGAUGUGCGAUCGAACAAAUGCCGGGGACAUCGUCCAGGAGAUGCUCGCCUACUUGGAGACGGCCGACUAUUCGAUUCGCGAGGAGAUGGUGCUGAAAGUCGCCAUACUCGCCGAAAAGUACGCCACCGACUACACGUGGUACGUGGACGUCAUCCUGAAGCUGAUCCGCAUCGCCGGCGACUACGUCAGCGAAGAAGUCUGGUACCGUGUCAUUCAGAUUGUCGUUAACCGCGAAGACGUGCAAGGCUACGCGGCAAAAACGGUCUUCGAGGCGCUGCAGCGACCGGCUUGCCAUGAAAAUAUGGUCAAAGUCGGCGGAUAUAUUCUCGGCGAAUUCGGCAACCUCAUCGCCGGCGAUCAACGAUCCGCCCCUCAAGUCCAGUUCGACCUGCUUCACUCAAAGUACCAUCUGUGCAGCAUCAACACACGCUGUCUGCUCCUCACCACCUACGUCAAAUUCUGCAACUUGUUCCCGGAGAUCAAGCACGUCAUACAGGAGCUAAGUCUCCAACGCGCACAACAGAAGCCCGACUCAGGCCUUUACCAGGAGCAAACUUUCGCCCGACUGGGCAUGUUCUACGGCAACAAGACGCCCAGCCAGUUCACCGACUUCAAGCCGGUCGUCGUUUGCCCCGGGGCGCUUUCCGUGCAGCUGCAGGCUCAGGCCAAGCCCAUCGACGCCUCGGUGGGCGCGAUGGCUCAGGUGCAGCAGUUGAUCAACUUCGUCUGCGUGCAAGAGUUCAACCGGAUGCCGAUUCUGCAGAUUUCCUUCAAUUACACUCAAACCGCCGGCGGGGCUGCGCGCUUCGACAAAUUCUUCUACCUGCCGAUUUUCAUCAACAAGUUCUUCGAGCCGACGGACAUGACCAGCGAGACGUUCUUUGCCAGAUGGAAAGCCCUCGGGAUCCCGUCGCAAGAGAGCCAAAAGAUCUUCACGGCCAAGCACCCGAUCGACACGGCGGCCGUCAAUGCAAAGCUAACCGGCGUCGGCGCCAAACUGCUCGUCGACGUCGACCCGAACCCGGAUAAUUUCGUCUGUGCCGGCAUCAUCCACACGCAGACCCAGCAGAUUGGCACGCUGAUCCGGCUGGAGCCCAACAAGCAGGCCAAGGUCCAAUCUCUGGGAUGCACCAGCUUCGCUCUGCUGUUUGACGACAUCCCCAAGGAGAUGCACCGCGCCGACCAAGAUCGCUACGACUCCUUCGCCCAGGCGCAGGUGCAAGUCACCAAUAAGAUUUACGAGAUGCUUGGGCGACCGGUGUUCAUGUUCUGCCCCACCGAAUACUGCGAGACACGCGCCCACCCGAGGAUCGCCGACUCGGAGUACCUCGACACGGUCGGCCGCUUCUUGCACUCGGAGAUUUACGUGAUGUGGACGGGCCGCUCCGUUGCGGUGAAGGAGUCGAUCUCCGGGCUGCUGCUCAACCCCAACAACAAGCAUGAGACGAACCUGAUGGCCAUCGCCACGACCUCACAGUGGCGACACGCCGUCGCGGAUGCGGAUGGGAUGAACACGGAGGACAACGCGUCUUUGAAGGUCUACUGCCCGGAAGAAGCUCUAAACAAGGCGCUCGCCGACUGGGAAAAGCUUUUCAACACGGAGACUGCUGAGGUCCCCACCGUCAAGCCGCAAAACUACCAGGAAGGCCUGGAGAAUCCGGAUAUCCCGUUGCCAAGUGAAUCGGCCGCCGUCAGCCGCUCCGGCUCGGUGGCGAUGGACAGCGACUUGACGGUGCCGCCCGACGUCUCGGCCGAGGUGGCCCUGCCGGUGAUGGCCGUCGACGAGAUGGUGCACGCUGUCAUGGGCGACCCGAAUUUGCAAGACGCGACCGAGCCGGACCUCGUGAACUCGUUGGUGCCCGAGUACAACACCUGCACGGUGAUGGGCACGCCGAUUGGGGCGAAUUCGCAUAAGAAUAGCCACGAAGAAGGAGUCACCGAGGACCCAGAGGCUGCGAAGACAGAAGCCGCCGAAAUGACAACAACAAGGGCUGCUCACUUGCAAAUCACGGCCGCGGACCUGCGCAAGCUACUCGACAUCUUCUACCUGCCCUUCCAAUACGGGCCCCAGGUUGAGAAGUUGCUGACCACGCUUGUCUACUUGCUGAACAACGCGCACAAGGGGGACCGCGGCUGCUCGCCGACGACGAUCGAUGGUUUACGCCAGGCGAUCGCCGACAUGUACCAGUUUGUCAACGAGUUCAACGGGUUGUACUGGAAGAUUAUGAAUUGCCCGAAUAAGCCCCUGCUCUCCGAGCUGCUACCGUACGUCUGGGACGCUCACGGGACGCUGUCGCUGAUUGAGGGGCUUUCCCACUGGAUUGCCGCCGGAAAUAUGAGACGUCCGCUGAAGGCCCGCGUCAAUACGUGGACCAACACGACGUUUGAGGACGAGGCAUGGUGCGGGGUUUGUCCGGCUCGCGGCUUUUCCGUCGACGUGACCGGGCUGCUGGCUAACUCGGAUGGUCUGCUGGACUUGCUCAGGAAUCGGAAUCCGCUUCCGAUGUCGAUCCGCACUUUCCACGUUCGGACCGUCACUGUGGAGGAUACGAUCAACUUCCAUCAUCUUUUCGGCAACGGCGAACCGCCUGCUGAAUCGAACGAGGAGCUCUUUGAUCACCACUUUGGCCCGUACACUUUCUCGCCGACGGAGCCGCACUUUGGGUUCAUCUCCUACGAGGAGUGGGUGGAAGAGGACGCGCAGGGGCUGCGGUACCCGCACUGUGCUGGGACUGGCAUCAAAAAUGUUGACACCUACUUGCGCAACAUUUGGCCCGACUACCAGGCGAUGAUGAUGGAGAAGUACAAGGAGACGAUCCCGGAUGAGAAAGACCGCAAGGCCAAGAUCAACCUGUGGAAGCCGCAUGGCGUCUCGUCGGACAUCACGCAACGAUAUCCUUCCCGAAUUCACCUGCACGCCAAAUUCUGCACCGACGACUCCGUAGCGAUGAAGCGCAUCGUGCAGACGCUGGCCACCGUGCUGUCGUACUCGGGCUCGGCCGGCGUGCACGUGGUCUGCGAGCCGGACGACUACCAGAAGAUCUCCUUCCUCGCCAAGCUCCAGUUCAACCUGAUCCCCACGAAGCGCGCCGACGGGUUGGAGAUCUACGGGUACCGCUUCUGCUCCUACGUCCACUCCAGCCCGUCCGACAGCGCCGACGAGGACGAGGAGAUGGCC
Molecule: messenger RNA, 3681 nt
Organism: Mesorhabditis spiculigera
Lineage: Eukaryota; Metazoa; Nematoda; Chromadorea; Rhabditida; Rhabditidae
Source: the annotation of a GenBank genome assembly